CCACAGUCGGUAUAUGCCAUUUUAUCGUUCUAAAUUAGAACUUCUAAUCUUUCAAAACUUGCACUUUUUGCAAUUUUCUCAGUGCUAUAUAUUCAAAUUCAGAGAAAAAUGUCGGAUUCGUUUGCCAAUGUGCCAGGAGGAUCACAAAAGCUCAACUCCGGAUAUAACAUUCCAUUCGUCGGAUUCGGAACGUACAAAGUUACCGGAGAAAAUGUUCCGCCAGCAAUUGAUGCAGCCCUCACUGCCGGUUAUCGGAUGUUUGACACGGCAAAGUAUUAUUUGAAUGAAAAGGAAUUAGGAGAAGCAUUAAAGAUUCUCCUGCCUAAGCAUGGAUUAUCUCGUUCUGAUGUGUUCCUGACAUCCAAAUUCUUCCCAGAAAGCAAAAAUUGUCGAGAAGCUUGCCGUGGAUUUGUCGAAGAAUCUCUACAAUCUCUUCAAACCGACUAUAUCGAUAUGUAUCUUGUUCACUAUCCAAAACCGAAUGACUCUGACAAUGAUGAUGUGAAUAACGCGGAAUACCGGAAAAUUGCAUAUGAAGUGCUGGAAGAGGCUAAAGCUGCUGGCAAAGUUCGUUCCAUUGGAGUUUCAAACUAUGAAAUUGUGCAUUUGGAAGAGCUCAAGACAUACGCCAAGGUGCCGCCAUGUGCUAACCAACUGGAGUAUCAUCCACAUUUUGCAAGAAUUCCACUUCAGAAGUACUGCAAGGAAAAAAACAUUUUCUUCCAGGCUUUCUCCUCACUUGCAAGACACGAACCAAAGUUAAUUGAAGAUCCAGUCGUCGUUGAAUUAGCUAAGAAGCACAAUACAUCAGUUCCUCUUGUACUUCUCGCGUGGGCUCUCCGCCAGAAUGUUGGUAUCGUACCGAAGUCGGUGACCCCAUCAAGAAUCGUAGAAAACUUCAAAGUAAUCGAUAUUGCUCUGACUCCAGAAGAUAUUCAAUCGUUAACAGCUCUUGAUCGUGGGCAGCACUACAUUCGUUGCACCGGAUGGCUCGUCAAGUAAAUGGCUUAUCAAUAAUUGCAGUUUAUUUCAUAAUCAUUUUUCCCACAUUGUGAUAUUUCCCUCUUUCUUGUGACUCUAACAUGAAAUUGAAACUUUUUAAUUGUAUGACGUCAGUUUUCCACUCUCGCAAUAUUCCGCUAUAAUAUCUUUAGUUUCGUUUAGAAAAUUUUUUAAAAAAAUUAUUUUCAGAUGUCCAUAAAGUUGAACACUGGU
This is a messenger RNA of Caenorhabditis elegans, 1215 nucleotides long. RefSeq names its product NADP-dependent oxidoreductase domain-containing protein (gene F53F1.2). Bases 109 to 1002 code for a protein of 297 amino acids. NCBI's taxonomy places the organism in Eukaryota, Metazoa, Nematoda, Chromadorea, Rhabditida, Rhabditidae. Gene Ontology annotation, molecular function: oxidoreductase activity, acting on the CH-OH group of donors, NAD or NADP as acceptor; oxidoreductase activity. The transcript is spliced from 5 exons. The record is from RefSeq and is marked reviewed.